AUGACGCGUGUUUCAAAGCUAACGAAAGAUGCUCCUAAAUGUGCUGGCUCUGAUUAUACAGAUUCUCGAAGCCGCAAAGUUAUAUCACAUACUGAAGCUCAAUCCAUAUCCACCAUGAAACGCAGUAGCGAUUACGGAAACCAAAGUCACGAUAAUAUCAAGAAGGCCCGAUUCGGACAAGGAGGUUACGGCAGCUAUUCAUUGUCUGCUAGUGGUAUGAGAAACGACCUUAGCCAAGGAUCCUCCGCAAGUGAUUUGUAUAGCCACCAAUUUCCCCCUGUUAGUCCGUCAGCUAUGAUGAUGGGUAAUCACUCUUAUUCUCAAGGUAACCCCGGAUUCCAUCACCACCACGGACAUCAAGGCGGUCAUUUUGCUGCCAUGGGAACGUAUCAACAUGCCCCACAAUACGCUGCUAGCAUGGGUCAAUAUACUCCAACUGUAAGCAGUAUGGUUCCGCAAUUCUCAGGCGCAUUUUCCAGCGCUCAAUUCCCCGGUUACCAACAAGCUGCAGUGGCUUCCGUUACGAACUCAACCGGUCGAACUGUAUAUCUUGGUAACAUUCCGGCGGAAGUACCAGUCGAUGAAAUUCUAAAUCAAGUUAAAGUUGGACCUAUAGAAUCUGUGCGCAUUCUUCCUGAUAAAA
Molecule: messenger RNA, 643 nt
Organism: Paraglomus occultum
Lineage: Eukaryota; Fungi; Glomeromycota; Glomeromycetes; Paraglomerales; Paraglomeraceae
Source: the annotation of a GenBank genome assembly